GCCGGGCGCAGCAGAGCCGGAGGGGAGGAGUAACCCGGGGACCCCCGCGCUGGUCUGCGCGCCCCAUAAGAGUUCACAAUGACAACAGUGACGGUGACUACAGAGCUUCCCCAGCGUGGUAGGACAGAAGACAGUUCUUCCUUAUAUGAGUCCACAUCAGCUCACAUUAUUGAAGAAACAGAAUAUGUAAAAAAGAUUCGAACUACUCUGGAAAAGAUUCGAAAUCAAAUGUUUAAAGAUGAAGUUGGACCUAAUAGAACAAAUCACAAACUAGAUGGAAAGCAACAUCAAAGCCUGGAGAAUGGCUCUGACCCGGAAGUGGAUCCCGCUUGUUACAGUUUGGAUGUACUCAUGGAGAAGAUGAAAGGAAAAGACCUACAGCUAUUAGAAAUGAACAAAGAGAAUGAAGUACUGAAAAUCAAGCUGGAAGCCUCCAGAGAAGCAGGUGCAGCAGCUCUGAGAAAUGUGGCCCAGAGAUUAUUUGAAAACUAUCAAACUCAAUCCGAAGAAGUUCGGAAGAAGCAUGAAGACAGUCAGCGGGAGCUCCAGAUUAUCAAACUUGAAAAAGAACAGAAAUUGGAACAACAUGUUGAAAAUCUGAAUCAAGUUGCUCAAAAGCUUGAAGAAAAACAUAAUCAAAUCACAGAAUUGGAGAACCUGGUACAGAGAAUGGAAAAGGAAAAAAGAUCACUGCUCGAAAAAAAACUGUCUUUGGAGAAGCAGUUAUUGCAACUCAAACCCAACAUCACAUAUGCUAAAAGUUGCCGAAAUCUUCAAGCGGAGAUUUCCCUUCUCCAGGAGCAGAUCUCGCACCUACAGUUCGUGAUUCACUCCCAGCACCAGAACCUGCGCGGCAUCAUCCAGGAGAUGGAAGGAUUAAAAAGUAAUUUAAAAGAACAAGAUAAAAAAAUCGAGAAUCUGAAAGAAAAAGUUAACAUACUUGAAGCUCAGAAUAAAGAACUGAAAUCCAAGGUGGCACUUUGGUGUGAAACUCCUAAAACAAAAGUGUCGAAGGCUGUCUCUACUAGUGAAUUGAAGACUGAAGGUACUUCUCCCUAUUCGAUGAUGAUUAGGCUACGGAAAUGAACUGACUGGCUGAAGAUAUGAAUGAGAAAGAUUCUGUGCAUCUUAUUUAUUCCUCGAAACAGGCUAAACUUGUAUGUCAAAAUGGGUCAAUGCCAGUAUUUAAUCAGAAUUAUUAUAUAUAAAUAGUUUUUCAGGGAGAUAUCAUUCAAAAUAACAAGAUGAGAGGAUAGAGUGAUAAGACCGUUGGAUAGGUCAUUUGCAUUGCACACAACCAACCCAGAUUCCAUCUCCAGCAUCUCAUAUGGUCCCCUGAGCACUGCCAGGAAUGAUUCCUGAGCACAGAGUCAGGAGUGGCCCUGAGCACUGUUGAAUGUGGCUCCAAACCCCAAUACCAAACAUCAGAUGAAUACAUAUUCAA
Molecule: messenger RNA, 1444 nt
Organism: Sorex fumeus (smoky shrew)
Lineage: Eukaryota; Metazoa; Chordata; Mammalia; Eulipotyphla; Soricidae
Gene: CCDC68
Product: coiled-coil domain containing 68
Exons: 11
Coding region: 79-1086 (335 amino acids)
Biological process (GO): intracellular signal transduction
Cellular component (GO): intracellular anatomical structure
Source: RefSeq, a predicted model, not a curated record